ACUUCAAUUGUCAGAAUGGCGUCGCUGCUCGCUCAAACAACAUCGCGCCUUGGCGCUCGCCCAGCUGCGCAAGCUGGCCCUGUCGCCCAAAUGGCACCGAUGGCAAGCCGAGUGCAGCCGGCGAUGCCUAGCGCGCUGCUCCCACUGCACGCCAGAGCGACAACAACUUCAGUCGCUUGCCGGGCAGCCAGCAUCGACAAACCUGUCGUUUACACUCCUCGAGAUUCGUCGCAACAGUCCUCCAAUGGGGCAGGAGAAGUGUCCAUGUCCAUAUCAUCCAUGGACGAGGUUGGACCCUCUUAUGAGGGAAUCAUUACAGACGCGCCUACACGACCAACGGGGCUUUAUGUGCGGGUGCGCAACAUGGUGAAGCACUUCAGCACCGCCAAAGGCCUGUUCAGGGCGGUGGACGGCGUGGACGUGGACAUCGAGCCCAGCUCCAUCGUGGCGCUGCUGGGGCCCAGCGGCAGCGGCAAGACCACAUUGCUGCGCCUCAUUGCAGGCCUGGAGCAGCCCACGGGCGGCAACAUCUACUUUGACGACACGGACGCGACCAACCUGUCCGUCCAGGACCGCCAGAUCGGCUUCGUGUUCCAGAGCUAUGCGCUGUUCAACCACAAGACAGUUGCGGAGAACAUCAAGUUUGGACUGGAGGUGCGCAAGCUCAACAUCGACCACGACAAGCGCGUGGCGGAGCUGCUGGCGCUGGUGCAGCUCACCGGCCUGGGCGACCGCUACCCGCGCCAACUGUCGGGCGGCCAGCGGCAGCGUGUGGCGCUGGCGCGCGCCCUGGCCUCCAACCCGCGGCUGCUGCUGCUGGACGAGCCCUUUGGCGCGCUGGACGCGGUGGUGCGCAAGCAGCUGCGCACGGGGCUGCGCGAGAUCGUGCGCAGCGUGGGCGUGACCACCAUCAUUGUGACGCACGACCAGGAGGAGGCGUUCGACCUGGCGGACAAGGUGGUGGUGUUCAACAGGGGCCUGGUGGAGCAGCAGGGCAGCCCCACCGAGAUCAUCAAGCGGCCGCGCACGCCCUUCAUUAUGAAGUUCGUGGGCGAGACCAACGUGGUGCCGGCCACGUCGCUGCUGGCCAAGCGCAUGCGCUUCAACACCUCCAAGACCAGCGUCAUGUUCCGGCCGCACGACAUUAAGCUGUUCAAGACGGUGCCGCCGGAGAGCGGCGAGGGCGCGCUGACCACGGUGGGCGCCAACGUGGCGGACAAAGCCAACCUGGGCUGGGUGGUCAAGUACACGCUGCGCUUCGAUGACGACGUGGAGUGCGAGCUGCAGCUCAGCCGCGACCAGGACGAGCGCGAGUACAACCUGGUGGUGGGCAGCCGCGUGUUCGUGCACGUGCCGCACCGCACCAUGAUGGGCUUCAACGCCAGCGACGUGGACAGCACGCCCAUCGUGUAAUGUGCGGGGUUGGCGGCUGUGGCCAGCGAUUGUUGCAAUGCAGUCCAGCGUGCUCUUGGUUUGGUUCCAGUGACACCCAUCCAGGGCACAGGUCCCUGAGCAGCGGGUGUUGGUGAUGGGUUGGAGCAGUUGUACCCGAUUCUCGCAUGCAAGGGGGCGGGGCGCCCACGGGGUGGGAGAGCGGAAUGGCGGUGAGGUGGGCUACUGCAUGCGGCCGUGGAGGAACGGAGGGGUGCACAGGCGGGCAGGUAGACAGGCGGAGCGGGCUGGGUGAGCGGGGCUGUAGUUUGGGGGUGGAGGCCGUGCAGACUGGUUGGGAUACUGACAGAUCAAUGAGCGGCGUCUGCUCCAUGGGUCAGUAGGAGAGCGGUGUGGGUGUGUGCAGUUGCGAGUUCUGGAGCGUUGUGCGCCUCGCGCUGUGUGCGCGCGCCCGUGCGUCUGCGGGCGCUGUCGGAGACGGGCGAUGUACAUGAAGCUGGACCUGGGCCUGUCUCACAAAUAUCCCUUAUGUUAAUAGUAGGAUGUCGCAAUCGUGCCUUGGAGCCCACCUGAUGUGUGUGUCACAGGUGGCAGUAGUUUGGCCUUGCGGGAGGUAGCACGUCUUUCAUGAGAGUGCGUGUGCGUGACCGCUUUUACAUUGCCAAUCACGCUGGAAGGUGAAACCAUGCAUCAUGCGUGCUAUCAGGAGAUGCAGACGGCGGAUUGCUGCCAAAAUGUUCUGUUGUUGGUGUGCAGACUUGGUGGCGAAGGGGCCAGGCGCCCAGGGGUAUGCUGCGUGCCAAGGAGCUGCUGCCGCCACGAGUGACCAGCGAAACUUGUAAAUUGAAUAUUGU
Molecule: messenger RNA, 2246 nt
Organism: Chlamydomonas reinhardtii
Lineage: Eukaryota; Viridiplantae; Chlorophyta; Chlorophyceae; Chlamydomonadales; Chlamydomonadaceae
Exons: 10
Coding region: 91-1413 (440 amino acids)
Molecular function (GO): ATP binding; ATP hydrolysis activity
Source: RefSeq, a predicted model, not a curated record